UUUAACAAUUAACAAAACCGAUUCAGCUCUCGCAGCCUUUUGAAACGUUUUUCUACUAAUCGCCAUGGCUAGGCCCCAAAAACGAUAUCGAGGUGUCCGCCAGAGGCAUUGGGGUUCUUGGGUCUCGGAAAUUCGCCACCCUCUACUGAAGACAAGAAUAUGGCUGGGCACAUUUGAAACUGCAGAGGAUGCAGCUCGAGCAUAUGAUGAAGCAGCAAGGCUCAUGUGCGGGCCAAAAGCACGAACCAAUUUCUCUUACAAUCCCAAUGAGUCUCAAUCCAAUUCCUCCAAGCUUCUAUCAGAAACUUUGACAGCCAAGCUAAACAAAUGUCACCUGGCAUCCCUCCAAAUGGCCAAAAAUUCUGCAGAAAACGAGCCCCAAGCUCCACAUGAGCACACCCAUUUCUCCCCCAGUAAUGGCAUUGCAGGAAAAAGUGGCGAGAAGGGCCAAGUGGAGAGUUCUGAUCAUCAUCAGCAGUUUAAAACUCUUGAAGAUGACCAUAUAGAGCAAAUGAUUGAGGAGUUGCUGUAUUAUGGAUCCAUUGAGCUCCGCAACAUUGUUGUUCCACCGUAGGAUAUAAAAUGUAGCAUCAUCUUCUAAUUGCCAUGGCAAUUUUUUGUUUUUUAGAUACGAGAUCAUAACUAUGUAAUAAUGCUAUAUGAUUUUCUCUAACAAGUAUUUGAUCGAGCACGCCAACCAAGCAGCAAUGAAAUCUAAGAUGCACAUGUAUCUCAAGAAACAUGAAUUUGUUAGAAUGUCAUAUUAAGCAGCUAGCCGACAUAUAAAGCAUUGUAUCAUUAAAUUAAGACACAUUUCCAUCUUUUCUUUUGCUUUUGUUUUUUUUUUUCCU
Messenger RNA from Juglans regia (Persian walnut), 851 nucleotides. RefSeq names its product ethylene-responsive transcription factor ERF003-like. The transcript is spliced from 2 exons. The record is from RefSeq and is a predicted model, not a curated record. Gene Ontology annotation, molecular function: DNA-binding transcription factor activity; DNA binding. Gene Ontology annotation, biological process: regulation of DNA-templated transcription. Bases 65 to 574 code for a protein of 169 amino acids. Lineage: Eukaryota; Viridiplantae; Streptophyta; Magnoliopsida; Fagales; Juglandaceae.